UUUGGCGCGAGUGAAGAAGUGGUGUUGAUGUGUUUUUGAAUGCGAUAGCGCCAGUGUUGGGUUUAUUUUUAAAGAAAAUUAUGGAGAAUGCGUAUUAAUAACACAUUAAUAACAGUGUUAAUAAUGUAACUGAGUGAAGAGAGAGUCAGUGAGCGGUCCUGGACGCGCUUCAUGCUGAAGAUGGAGGAGUUUAUAGAGCAUUAUAAACACUACACUGCAGUGGAGCGGGCAUGGCUGUGUGAGGUGUACACAGGAGUGUGUGAUUGGCUGCACCCAGUGGUGGGUGUGUCUCUGGGCGUGUCGGGGGAGCAGCUGGCGCAUGCUGUGGUGUUGAGGCUUCAGAGGACUCAUCACUGUCUCCCCGUCAGCUACAGGUUCCUCUCAGUAGCACAGCUGAUCAGUACACAGCGCACGUCCUGCUUCAGCAGCCUCACCUGGAGCACCAGUCAGCACAGAGAAUGGACCAGGAAAGUGGAGCCACACCUGCCCAAUCACAAGGCCCUGCCACGUACUAACCUCAUCCUGACUGGUUUGCUGUGUGAUGGGCGUGUAUCUGCUCAGUGUGACGGCUUUUGGAGAGUGAGAGACUCCAGUGGAAGUGUGCACUGUGAGGUCCUGAGCUCAUCACCGCUCUGGCUCAGGAGGCUGAUGCUCUUCCCCACCUGGAACUAUAUUUCCCACACUGCACCAGGGCUGGGACAGCAAACUGAAGGCUGCUUGGAGCUGAUUGACUCUCCUAUCUGUGUGACCCCUGACCUUACGACAUUUGACCCUAGAGGGUCACUGAGUGAUGUCAUUGGGGUCAAGAAGGCAGCCAGACUGCUGAGACAGACGAGCAGUAGAGGAGUGUGUAUUUCUGUGUAUGGGGAGGUGUGUGUGAUCUGCCCCCUGCUGGUCAUUUCUGGAAAAAGCUUUUUCUGCCUUGUCCUUAGUGAGGGAGACUCGACUGUCCCUGUACUGGUCACGGUCCCAGAGUGUGUGUACUGGAGACAGUGUGUGUGUGUAGGACAGAAUGUGUGUAUUUCAGCGCUGCGUGUCUGUUCUGUUCGAGGGUGGUCGGGGCAUCGAGUUCUGUCUGUCACUGCAGAGUCCCGCCUACAUCCAAACUCCAAAACAUACGGCGAGUCCGAGGACACGGACUCGCAUUUGGAAACACACACAGACACGCACGAAGAAACAGACACACAGGCACAGUCAUGUAUAGACACACACACGGACACAGACCUGCAGCAGGAAACUGAGUGUGAAGAGGCCCAGGUGCAGGAUGGUCCGGUGCGAACAAAACUCUCCAAAAUCAUCAGCUACAGGGGCCGCAUCACUGAAGUCCAGGCUGCGGAGGCAGGGCUUUAUGAGCUUGAUGGGAAGAUUUUGCUGUGUCUGGCCUAUCAGCCACUGAGGAAGUGGGAUGGCAGCUUAAGACUGGGGGCAGAGAUUGAGCUUUACAAUAUCCACUUCCUGUUCCGUCCAUCUCCGCUCACCCCGGACGUUGUGCUGUGCGCAUGUUUGCGCUCCAGUGUCUCUGUGACAACUUUCAGUCCGCUGAGGCCAAAGGUCACUCAGCAGAGGUCAGACAGCCCUCUGGUGCGUUUCCUGUUGGAGAAGAACCUCGGUGUGUCGGAGUACCUGUGGCUCUGCUACUGCUAUGCUGCGCUCACUGACAGGUUGUGUCCACGCUGGGUGUGUGAAGCUCGAGUGUGUGUGGUGGCUGGAAGGUUACUGCAGGUUAUUUUAGGAGACAAAGAGACGAAGAAAGAUAAGAGAGACAUUUAUAAAGAAAUGUUACAGGACACACACAUCUGUCCUCUAACUCAGUACCAUGUGUCUCAUCCCAGUUCGUCCUUGUACUCUGUAAAGAAGCUCUGUGAUUGGCUAGAGAAGGAGAGUUGGGCGUGUCUCUCUCUGUCGUCACUCCUUCCAUCUUCAGCAUGUCACAUGACCCGAGCUCAGCUGAACCCGCUGCUGUCAUGGUCAGCGCACACACAAACUCUGGUACAUACAGACACAGUGUUGGUGGGUGUGUUGGAGCUGAGUGUGGACAGAGCCACAGUUAGGCUGGUGGACCAGACCGCAGCCAUCGACUGUGUGUGUGUGGAGAGUUCAACCUCAGAGCAGUGUGGGUCCAUCAAUACAGCAUGGGUGGGGUGUCUGGUGUGUGUUCGUCGGUGUAUGCUAGUCAUGGAGCGAUUCAUGGAGACCAAUUUUCCCUCUUGGAAACAUCUGGACCAACACAGAUAUAUCACACAUAAACACUGCAGAGUGUAUAUCUGUGUGUGUGUGGAUGAUCUGCACAUUUUGAGCCCCUCAACCGCCAUGACCUCCCUCAUCCGAGAGAGUGAAAACGGGCAAGAGACAGAGAGGCCGAAGAAGAGGAAGAGGAAAGAAGAAGGGUGGACGAACGAAGAGAAAUCUUGUCUCCAUCACAAACUUCCUCAAAGAAUUAAAGCAUCAUCAGAAAGGAGAGAAGAAAAAGGAGAUGGAGCGAUGGAGGUGGAUGAGUGCAUAGUGGGCCCAUCCCAAUCCAACAGGAGGAGAGAGACUGAGGGGACAAGUGCAGAAUUCUGCGUGUCACUGCUGUUUUGUGUGGACACCAAACAGGGUGUGGCCUUUCGAAAUGUCCAGUCGACCAAUGAGGCACAUGCGCUUACUCUGAGCUUUGUUGUCAAGGCAACAUGCCUCGGAGAUGUGCAGGUUUGGGAAAGAGACCCGAGGAACAGCAGAGUGGAGGAGAGAGAGACGAAGGGAGCAGAGAUCACAAUGGAGCUGCAGUUCAUGGACUCUGCUGUUCGUUGGUUUCCUCUGCUGCAACCGGGAACAAUAUACAGGCUCGUUGCUUUACACACACAGGAUGUGGCCGUGUUGUCCUGUAGCUGUGUUCCCGUGAGGGGCGGAGUUUCUCUUCUCAGUAACCCCACCCUCUUCAUACAGCCUAAGUGGCGCAUACACACACUCACACCACCACUGCUUCUGUCACAGCCAGAGAUUCAGAGGUUGAUGAGUGUGUCUGAAGUCCUUCAUGCCAGCUCAGCUGACGUCGUCUCCUUUUAUGGAGUGAUCUCUGAGAGAAUCACACUGCCGGAAGAGACGAGUAAAAUCCCCACCAUCCAAUCACUGAUCAGCACUAAAGAUGAUGUGAUGGAGACAGGUCUGCAUGUGCGUCUCACUCUGCAGGAUGUCGAAUCUUCACAUCACACACUGCAGGUGUACCUGGAUUUUACCCACAAUCCCUACACACCUGGACUCAUCGCCGGGGCAACUGUUCGCCUGCACCACUUCCAGCGCAAAGUGUCUGUUGUGUGUAACGUGUACUGUUGUUCUUUGCCUAUCAGCUGUGUGACAGUGGCAGGUCUGGGGUCAGUUAAACCCUACCCUCCUCCUCCCACAAUGCACCUGAGUGAGUGGGCUUCAGUUCGGGCAGAGCACGGCAUCCUGUGUCAGAUCAGAGGUCAUGUGGUGUGUGUUCUGUCUCUAUGGCUCCAGUGGACAUGUUCUUUCUGUGGGAGCGUCUUCAGACAGGCUGCCUGCACUCGACUCUGCCAACCUUGUGACUCAACCAGCGCCGUGUUUCAGGCCGAGGCCAAAGUGGUAGUAGAAGAUGGUACAGGUGAGGCUCAGGUGUGGUUUCCUACAGAGUCACUGGCUAACCUGCUGCUGUUAAGCAAGUCAGAGUGGGAGGGCCUUCAGCGGCUUGUUAGGGUCAAAGGUCAUGUAAGAACAUACACUCGUGGUCGGAGCAUGGUGUGUGAUGUGGACCCGGAUGAUCCGCUGGUGAUGUAUCUGUGCUGUGUGUGUUCCAGCAGUGCAGUGUGUCGCCACGUCACACUCGUCUGUAAACUGCGCUCUCAUAAACCAGAGAAAGCCCAGUUGAGGAAAGUUAGCCGAGGAGACCGAGAGUUCCUCACCAAGUUUACCAAACCACUUCAACUACAAUGCACACACAUACACACUCUCACAUAAACACACACACACUCAGACAUACAGAUUCUCACACACACACACACACACACACACACACACACACACACACACACACACACACACACACACACACUCUCUCUCUCUCUCUCUCUCUCUCUCUCUCUCUCUCUCUCUCUCUCUGUCUCUGUCUCAGACAUUCACAUUCUCACACAGACACCCACACAAACAUACACACUCAUAAAUGUGCACAUAUACUCCGACACACUUAUGUAGGCAUAGACACAGUCACUUACUCAGAAACACACAUUUCAUAUAGACACACACACACUCAGACAUACAGUCACAUAGACACACUCAAACGUGCACUCUUGCAUAGACAGACAUACAAACACUUACUUACACACAGUACUCCUGGUGCUCCGGUUUCCUCCCUCAGUCCAAAGACAUGUGGAUUAGGUCAUCUGGCUCCUCUAAAUUAGUCAUAGGUUUGAAUGUGAGUGUCUCUCUGUUUCAGCCCUGCAACUUGUCCAGGGUGUGCCCCAAUGCCAGAUGGACCCAUAAUGGAUGUGCACGCGUGUCUGUGUGUGUGUGUGUGUGUGUGUACUACACUGUCUGUCUGUACAUAUAUUAAUGCUAAAAUUGAAUAAAUAUCUAUUUUGAAAUGUAA
This is a messenger RNA of Neoarius graeffei (lesser salmon catfish), 4582 nucleotides long. RefSeq names its product CTS telomere maintenance complex component 1 (gene ctc1). Gene Ontology annotation, molecular function: telomeric repeat DNA binding; single-stranded DNA binding. Bases 172 to 3954 code for a protein of 1260 amino acids. NCBI's taxonomy places the organism in Eukaryota, Metazoa, Chordata, Actinopteri, Siluriformes, Ariidae. Gene Ontology annotation, biological process: telomere maintenance via telomere lengthening; positive regulation of DNA replication. The record is from RefSeq and is a predicted model, not a curated record. The transcript has 23 exons. Gene Ontology annotation, cellular component: CST complex.